Messenger RNA from Umbelopsis ramanniana AG, 378 nucleotides. RefSeq lists its product as uncharacterized. The annotation marks the transcript as partial. Gene Ontology annotation, biological process: regulation of cyclin-dependent protein serine/threonine kinase activity. NCBI's taxonomy places the organism in Eukaryota, Fungi, Mucoromycota, Umbelopsidomycetes, Umbelopsidales, Umbelopsidaceae. Gene Ontology annotation, cellular component: nucleus; cyclin-dependent protein kinase holoenzyme complex. Gene Ontology annotation, molecular function: cyclin-dependent protein serine/threonine kinase regulator activity; protein kinase binding. The record is from RefSeq and is a predicted model, not a curated record. The transcript has a single exon.
UUCAUCGACAAUGUGUUUUCUAGUUGCCAACUACCAGCCCCAGUAUGUUUGGUGACCUUAAUAUACCUACAACGACUUAAAACUCGAUUACCAAAAUGCGCCCGUGGCGAUUUCGAUACCCCCUACAGACUUUUCUUAGCCGCAGUGUUGGCCAGUUCCAAAUACAUGUGCGAAAGCGGAACCGAGUUGACCUCUCAUCAAAUCAGCGUCGCCACUGAAGGCAUUUACUGUGCCCGAGAUAUCAACAUUAUGGAACGAAGCUUUCUUGGACUGAUGUCUUAUGACUUAUGGGUUCAUCCUCAUGAGAUAACUGAAUUCAUUGCUCUUUAUGGCGACGUUUUGGAGAUGGAGAUGGUGAAAGAACUAGCAUUAGUCUAG